AUGAUUGUUCUCACUGUUGAGAAGCGAAAAUUUGUGCUAAUCGAACCCUAUUCUAAUGAGCCGAUUGUGGAGUCUACAGCUGAACAGAGGGCUGCAUAUGAGAAGUGGGUUCAAUUUGAUGAGAUGGCCCACUGCUACAUUACGGCUUCCAUGUCAAAUGUGUUGCAGCAGAAACAUCAGAACAUGGACACUACAACUCAAAUUAUGGAAGGUCUUCAGAAAAUAUUUGGCCACCGAGGUCAUCAGGCUCAACGGGCUGCCAUUAGGUCUAUUAUGAACAUUCGCAUGAAACUAGGGAUGCCCGUGAGAGAUCAUAUGCUUGCAUUCAUCGCUCAAUUUAACGUGGCUGAGCUUUUAGGGGUUGAAAUCCAAUCAAAGACGUAG
This is a messenger RNA of Olea europaea var. sylvestris, 384 nucleotides long. RefSeq lists its product as uncharacterized. Lineage: Eukaryota; Viridiplantae; Streptophyta; Magnoliopsida; Lamiales; Oleaceae. The transcript has a single exon. Bases 1 to 384 code for a protein of 127 amino acids. The record is from RefSeq and is a predicted model, not a curated record.